AUAAUUCUGCGACCUCCGUAUUCAGGUAUGACACCCGAUAUGGGGUCACCAGCCACAGUUUAAGAAGCUGGGCUGGAGGCUACAGGGAGCUACUGAAGUCUUUUAAGCAAGGGAGUCAUAUUUGUGAAGAGGGAAGAUUGAACAGAGAGAGAUCAGCUAGGAAGUUAUUACAACGAUCCAACCAAGAAGAGAGGUGGACCAUUAUCAUAAAUGGCCCGGGGUUCCUGCUCUUUAAUAACCAGAGCCAGCAGUGCCUUGCCGGGAAGGACAAUUUCAAUAUGGAACUAGGCAGAGCCCAUCUCUAAGCCACCGUCCUUUUCAGUGCAAUAAACCUCCUUUAGCUUUAAGGUCAUUUUCGGUUCAAACAUUCUUUAAUCCAACAAACCCAAUGAAAAGCUUCAGGCACAGAACGCUGGACCUGGGACCGGAAUACCGGGGUUGAAAGUCCUCUACUAGCUGAGAAGAUAAAUGAUUUAACCUCUCUGGGCUUCAUUCAUGAAACUGACUUUAGAUGAUCUGAGAUCUUUUCCGCCUUCAUUCACAAAAUGCAUCAUUUAUGAUAAACGAUCUUUGGGAUCUUCUUCUAAAUAUAACGAUCCUAUUAGUGCCUUGGGAAGAAUUUAUCCCCUCAAGUUCCUUCCAUUUAUAAGGUGCUUAAAAGUUUGCAAAAACUACACAAGUUCUCUCCUUUGACCCUCACGACUAAUAAGGGAUGGAUGCUGUUGUCCCCAUUUGACCGAUGAAACUGAGAUUUAGAGACGCGCUGGGGAUCAUCUCCUUACGAUGGGUCUCUCAACCUGGAGCCUUCCUUGAACCUACAAUGUAAAGCGCCGCGCCGUUGCCGCAACGAAGCCAUCGACGAUCCGCUGCAAUGGCGGCGGGGGUGCCCGAUCCCCAGUCGCGAUUCGGCCACUCGGUAAAGGGGCUGCUCACCGAGAAGGUGAAUGCCUGCGGCACCGACGUCAUCGCCCUCACCAAGCAGGUGCUGAAGGGUUCGCGGAGCUCCGAGCUGCUGGGUCAGGCAGCUCGAAACAUGGUAUUGCAGGAAGAUGCCAUCUUGCACUCAGAAGAUAGUUUAAGGAAAAUGGCAAUUAUAACAACUCAUCUUCAGUAUCAGCAAGAAGCUAUUCAGAAGAAUGUUGAGCUGUCUUCAAAUCUACAGGACCAGCUGAAGCAUUUGCUGAAAUGAAAUGACAUCUUAAAAGCUCCUAAACACAUUUCUCAAAGCUGUGGGGGAAUAGAGCUCACAACCCCAUCUUCUAUUCUAGCAAUUCAAUUAAAAAAGAAUUGUGAUGGUCUGCAGCCUCUCCCAGAAUACAGGAUUUUCUCUCCCUAUGUAAAGAUAUAAUUUAAGG
Molecule: messenger RNA, 1355 nt
Organism: Sarcophilus harrisii (Tasmanian devil)
Lineage: Eukaryota; Metazoa; Chordata; Mammalia; Dasyuromorphia; Dasyuridae
Gene: BORCS7
Product: BLOC-1 related complex subunit 7
Exons: 6
Coding region: 872-1189 (105 amino acids)
Cellular component (GO): BORC complex
Source: RefSeq, a predicted model, not a curated record